Molecule: messenger RNA, 569 nt
Organism: Vitis vinifera (wine grape)
Lineage: Eukaryota; Viridiplantae; Streptophyta; Magnoliopsida; Vitales; Vitaceae
Product: acyl-CoA-binding protein
Exons: 4
Coding region: 133-399 (88 amino acids)
Biological process (GO): fatty acid metabolic process
Molecular function (GO): fatty-acyl-CoA binding
Source: RefSeq, a predicted model, not a curated record
CUUGGUUAAUCCACCACCAUCACACAAGAAAAACAAACCUCGAGAAUCCCAUCCAGGCCAGGUCCACUGACCACAUAACAAAGAAGGAUACCAAGAAGCAAUCUCAUAGUCUCUCCACCAAGAAGCAACCGCAUGGCUUUACAGGAGGAGUUCAAAGAAUUUUCUGAGAAGGCCAAGUCGUUGCCUCCAACAACAAUGGAUGCAGAUAAACUAGUCCUUUACGGGCUUUAUAAGCAAGCAACAGUUGGAACUGUUGACACAAAUCGACCAGGAAUCUUCAGCCCAAAAGAGCGGGCGAAAUGGGAUGCCUGGAAGGCAGUUGAAGGGAAGACAAAAGAAGAAGCAAUGAGUGACUACAUCGUGAAGGUGAAGCAGUUGCAGGAAGGAACUUCUGCAUAAUCUGUCAAAUGGUCGAUUUCCAUAAUUGAUUGAAUAAUGAAAUGUAUUAAGGGGAUCAAGUCUGAUCAGUGAACCUAAAAUCCUUAAGCUAGAAGCAUUCUUGGAUUCUUAAACAUUCCAAAUUAAGAUGAAAAUAAAACUAUCAUGCCAUUAACUAUUAUAAGUACUGA